Psammomys obesus (fat sand rat) is the source of this 204-nucleotide messenger RNA. Its product is annotated as 60S ribosomal protein L38-like. The record is from RefSeq and is a predicted model, not a curated record. The transcript has a single exon. The coding region runs from base 1 to 204 and encodes 67 amino acids. Gene Ontology annotation, molecular function: structural constituent of ribosome. Gene Ontology annotation, biological process: translation; protein-RNA complex assembly. Gene Ontology annotation, cellular component: cytosolic large ribosomal subunit; ribosome. Lineage: Eukaryota; Metazoa; Chordata; Mammalia; Rodentia; Muridae.
AUGCCUAGGAAAAUUGAGGAAUUCAAGGACUUUCUGCUCACAGCCUGGCAGAAGGAAGUCAAGACCAAGAAGAACAAGGAUAAUGUGAAGGUCAAGGUUCGAUGCAGCGGGCUCCUUUACAGCCUGGUCAGCACAGACAAGGAGAAGGCAAAGAGGUGGAAGCAGUUCUACCCCCCUGGUUUGGCAGUGAAGGAGCUGAAAUGA